Molecule: messenger RNA, 4111 nt
Organism: Jaculus jaculus (lesser Egyptian jerboa)
Lineage: Eukaryota; Metazoa; Chordata; Mammalia; Rodentia; Dipodidae
Gene: Lepr
Product: leptin receptor
Exons: 20
Coding region: 145-3741 (1198 amino acids)
Biological process (GO): cytokine-mediated signaling pathway
Cellular component (GO): membrane; external side of plasma membrane
Molecular function (GO): protein binding; cytokine receptor activity
Source: RefSeq, a predicted model, not a curated record
CUGUGCACACCUGCGGGGCCUUUCCUUAACUUCUUAGGCCCCGCCACCACUCUGAGAACUAGGGGACUGCCAGAUCAAAUAGCUAAGUCCGGGGCCCAGAGGAAAGAAACCAACCAACCAGAAUUCCAAGUGGAACCCCAACCGAUGCACUCAUUUAAAGAGAUUUGCAGCAGUGACAAACAAAAGAAAAGAGACAAGAUAGAGACCCAGCGGAGGAUCAUUCUGCCAACCCCAGGUGUGCCUCUCCAAAGUAAGAUGAUUUUUCAGAAAUUCUAUGUGGCUUUGCUAUAUUGUGAAUUUCUUUAUGUGAUAACUGCACUUAACUUGGCAUAUCCAAUUCCCCCUGGGAGAUUUAAGUUGUCUUGCAUGCCUCCAAACAUCACUGAUGACACCAUCCGUUUGCCUGUGGGAAUCCCAAAGAACACUUCAAGUCUGAAUGGAGAUUAUGUAGCAGUUGAAACUAAAUUCAAUUGGAGUGUUACCUACAUUUCGAAGUUAUCCAAAACAACUUUUCACUGUUGCUUUAUAAAUGAGGAAGGUGCGAACUACUCCACCCAUGCAGACAACAUGGAAGGAGAGACACUUGUUUCAGCAGUAAGUUCCUUUGUUUUCCAACAAUUAGGUGCAAACUGGAACAUACAGUGCUGGAUGAAAGGGGACUUGAAAUUAUUCAUCUGUUAUAUGGAGCCAUUAUUCAAGAAUCCUUUUAAGAAUUCUGACCUUAAGGUUCAUCUUUCAUAUGAUCCGCCUGAAGAGAUAGAGGAUUUGCCCCUGCCCCUUCAGGAAGACAGUUUUCAGACUGUCCAGUGCAGCUGCAGUGUUCAGGAAUGUUGUGAAUGUCACGUGCCAAUACCAACAGCCAGGCUCAAUGGCACUCUUCUUAUGUAUCUGAAAAUUGCUUCUGCUGGAGUGACUUUUCAGUCUCCCCUAAUGUCAGUACAGCCCAUGCAUGUUGUGAAGCCCGAUCCACCAUUAGGCUUACAUAUGGAAAUUACAGAUGAUGGUAAUUUAAAGGUUUCUUGGUACAGGCCAACACUGGUACCAUUCCCACUGCAGUAUCAAGUCAAAUGUUUAGAGAAUUCUACAAGUGUGAGAGAAGCUGAUAAAGUCAUCUCAGCUACUUCCCUGCUAGUAGGCAAUGUGCUUCCUGGAUCUUCCUAUGAAGUUCAGGUGAGGGCUAAGAGACUGGAUAGCUCCGGAAUCUGGAGUGACUGGAGUUCCCCUCGUAUCUUUACCACACAAGAUGUCAUAUACUUUCCACCCAAAAUUCUGACAAGUGCUGGGUCUAAUGUUUCCUUUCAUUGCAUCUACAAGAGUGAAGACAAAAUUGUUUCCUCCAAAAAGAUUGUUUGGUGGGUGAAUUUAGCUGAGAAAAUUACUGAAAGCCAGUACAACAUUGUGAGUGACCAUGUUAGCAAAGUUACUUUUUCCAACUUGAGAGCUACCAAACCUCGAGGGAAUUUUACCUACGAUGCGGUGUACUGUUGCAAUGAACAUGAAUGCCACCAUCGAUACGCUGAAUUAUAUGUGAUUGAUGUCAAUAUCAAUAUAUCAUGUGAAACUGAUGGGUACUUAACUAAAAUGACUUGCAGAUGGUCAGCUGGCACAGUCCAAUCACUUUUGGGAAGCACUGUGCAGUUGAGAUAUCACAGGAGCAGCCUAUACUGCUCUGCCAGUCCAUCUAUUCAUCCCAUAUCUCAGCACAAGGACUGCAUUUUGCAGAGGGAUGGAUUUUAUGAGUGCAUUUUCCAGCCAAUCUUUCUAUUGUCUGGCUACACAAUGUGGAUUAGAAUCAACCAUUCUUUAGGUUCCCUUGACUCUCCACCAGCAUGUGUCCUUCCUGACUCUGUAGUAAAACCACUACCUCCAUCUAGUGUGAAAUCAGAAAUUACUAUAAACAGUGGAUUGUUGAAAAUAUCUUGGGAAAAGCCACUCUUUCCAGAGAAUAACCUUCAAUUCCAAAUUCGGUAUGGCUUAAGUGGAAAAGAAAUACAAUGGAAGGUGCAUGAAGUGUAUAAUCCAAAAUCAAAAUCUGCCAGCCUCCCAGUGCCAGACCUGUGUGCUGUCUAUGCUAUGCAGGUGCGCUGUAAGAGGCUGGAUGGACUGGGCUACUGGAGUAACUGGAGCCAUCCAGCCUACACGGUUGUCAGGGAUAUCAAAGCUCCUACAAGAGGACCUGAAAUUUGGAGAAUAACUAAUGGAGAUAUUACUAAAAAAGAAAGAAAUGUCACCUUGCUUUGGAAGCCCCUGAUGAAAAAUGACUCACUGUGCAGUGUGAAGAGAUAUGUGGUAAAGCAUCAUACUUCCCACAAUGGAACAUGGUCAGAAGAUGUGGGAAAUCACACCAGUUUCACUUUCCUGUGGACAGAGCAAGCACAUACUGUUACAGUUCUGGCCAUCAAUUCAAUUGGUGCUUCCUCUGCAAAUUUUAAUCUAACAUUCUCAUGGCCUAUGACCAAAGUGAAUGCUGUGCAGUCACUCAGUGCUUACCCUUUGAGCAGCAGCUGUGUGGUUCUUUCCUGGACUCUGUCACCCAGUGACUACAACCUAAUGUACUUAAUCAUUGAAUGGAAGAAUCUCAAUGAAGAUGAUGAUAUUAAAUGGCUUAGAAUCCCUUCACAUGUUAAGAAGUAUUAUAUUCAUGAUCAUUUUAUUCCCAUUGAGGAAUAUCAGUUCAGUCUUUAUCCAAUAUUUGUGGAAGGAGUAGGAAGCCCUAAGAUAAUUAAUGGUUUCACCCAAGGUGAAAGUCAGCGGAGUGACGCAGGUCUAUACAUAACAGUGCCAAUAAUUAUUUCUUCUUCCGUCUUACUGCUUGGAACACUGUUAAUAUCACACCAAAGAAUGAAAAAGCUGUUUUGGGAAGAUGUUCCAAACCCUAAGAAUUGUUCCUGGGCACAAGGGCUUAAUUUUCAGAAGCCUGAAACAUUUGAGCAUCUUUUUACCAAGCAUACAGGAUCAGUGGCAUUUGGUCCUCUUCUCUUGGAGCCUGAAACCAUUUCAGAAGAUAUUAGUGUUGAUACAUCAUGGAAAAAUAAAGAUGAGGUGGUGUCUGCAACUAUGGUCUCACUUCUUUUGAAUACCUCAGAUCUAGAAAAGACUUCUAUUUGUAUCAGUGAGCAGUGCAACUGUGCCAAGGUCUCUGAGGCUGAGAGCUCCAAAGUAACCUAUGAACAUGAGUGUCAGAAACAAUCCUCAGUUAAAUAUGCUACCCUGGUUAGCAAUUUGAAGUCAAAUGAAACCAACAGCGAGCAAGGGGUGGUACACAGUGCUGCCAGCAAAUGCUUCUCUAUCAAACACUCUCCACUGAAAGACUCUUCCUCUAACAGUUCCUGGGACAUAGAGACCCAGGCACUUUUUUUAUUACCGGAUCAGCAACCCAACAUGAUCUCACCACAUCUCUCAUGCCCAGGAUUGGACGAGCUUUUGGAACUUCAGGGAAUUUUCCCUGAAGAAAAUCAUAGUGAAAAGUCUGUCUGCUAUUUAGGUGUCACCUCAAUCAAAGAGAAAGAGAGUGGUGUGUGUUUGACUAACAAGUCUGGAGUGCUGUGCCCAUUUCCGGCCCACUGUUUGCUCACUGACAUCAGGUUCCUCCAGGACAGUUGCUCAUGCUUUGUAGAAAAUAAUUUCAGUGUAGGGACUUGUGGAAAUAAGACUUUUGUACCUUAUAUGCCCCAAUUUCAAAGCUGCUCCACCCACACUAGCAAGAUAAUAGAGAACAAGAUGUGCAACCUAACUGCAUGAGCUCUGCAAGAGACUCUGGGUCGGCUCCAUUCUCUACUGUCAUAGAUGCAGGAGACUCUGGUUUCAAAGUGAAUGUUUCCAAAUUAAUGGUGUCUUUUCUCUCUCAAAACCUGUGAUGAAGCCUUCACGAGUGAGGCAAUGAAGGCAUUCUCCUAACCAUGCUGGGAAGGGCUCUUUCCAGCUAAAAUAUAGCCACCAGGUAGCAUGUUUUGCGAAUAUUUAAAGUGUGUAGAACUAAUUGACUUCUGUAUUGCCGUAACACCAAAAAGAAAGGCUUCAAAUUAACAUUUGUGGAAUAUAAUUGUUGUUUCUAAGAUGUAUUUGCUUUACCUUGUUUUGUGUUGUACUAAUUCCCACACUUUCACAUACA